Anguilla rostrata (American eel) is the source of this 2145-nucleotide messenger RNA. RefSeq names its product B-cell receptor CD22-like. NCBI's taxonomy places the organism in Eukaryota, Metazoa, Chordata, Actinopteri, Anguilliformes, Anguillidae. The record is from RefSeq and is a predicted model, not a curated record. The transcript has 9 exons. The annotation marks the transcript as partial.
GUCUUCAGGUGAAAGUAACAGAGAAUGAGGCACAGAGUGUAAAACUGACCUGUAGCAGCACCUGCACUUUGAGUGGCAGCCCAACCUUGACCUGGUACAAGAAUGGAACAGUUGUGCCCUAUGAAAAAAAAUACUCCCUUAAUUUAGCCAGCACUGAUGAUACAGAUCUCUACUCCUGUGCUACAGGAGGAGUCACUUCCCCUGCAGUCAAUGUGAAAUGUGUGAAGGUGGAAAUAAAUUCAGACACAGUGUCAGGGGGAGAUUCAGUGGAACUGACCUGUACAGCAACCUGCACUCACCUGACUGAGAGCAACAGCUUCAUCUGGUACAAGAAUGAGCAGCUUCUGACUGGCGACUACAGGUUCUCCCAGUCCGACAGAAACCUAACAUUCACAGCCAGAAGUGAAGAUACGGGCAGAUACUCCUGUGCUGUAGAAGGCUAUCAGCAUCUUGUUUCCCCUGCCGUGACUCUCAGUGUGAGAUGUGUGAAGGUGGAUAUAAAUUCUGACACAGUGUCAGGGGGAGAGACAGUGGGACUGACCUGUACAGCAACCUGCACUCACCUGACUGAGAGCAACAGCUUCAUUUGGUACAAGAAUGAGCAGCUUCUGACUGACUACUACAGGUUCUCCCAGUCCUAUGGAAACCUUAAAUUCACAGCCAGAAGUGAAGAUACGGGCAGAUACUCCUGUGCUGUAAGAGGCAAUCAGCAUCUUGUUUCCCGCGCCGUGACUCUCAGUGUGAGAUGUCUAAAGGUUGAAAUGAAAUCUAGCACAGUGAGUGAGAGAGUGAGGGUGACACUAACCUGCAAUAUCACCUGCACUGACCUGACUGCCAACCAAACAUUCAUCUGGUACAAGAAUGGGCAAUUUCUACAAAACACCACCAGAAAUAUGAAAAUCAUAACUACAUUCAGUUCAAAGCCAGCAGUGGAGAUGCAGGCAGCUAUCUCCUGUGCAGUAAGAGGUCAUGAGAAUCUCCCGUCCCCAGCAGUGACUCUCAGUGUGAGAUAUCCUCCUAACAACACCUUAGUAUCAGUGAGCUCCUCUGGUGAAAUAGUGGAGGGCAGUUCAGUGACACUGACCUGCAGCAGUGAUGCCAACCCACCAGUGCAGAACUACACCUGGUAUAAGAAGAAUGACACUGGAGUCUGGCAGGCAGGAUCUGGACAGAGUUUGAACUUUUCUAACUUUAGAUCCUGGAACAGAGGACAGUACUACUGUGAGGCACAGAACAGACUUGGAGCUCAGAAUUCUUCUGCUAUACUGGUCACAGUGCAAGGAGGUCAGUCACUGAUCAUGGCUGCAGCUGUGGGAGUGGCUGAAAUGUUGGCUCUUGUGUUUCUGUGUGUGUGCCUGAGGAGGAGAAAAUCAACAAAUGAGACAGAAGGGGACAGGCAGGGGAAUAAAAGUCCCAUUGAUGGCAACUUCUCAGAGAUGGCAAUGAGUCACACUGGAACACAGGGUCACCAGCCCCAUCCGUAAAGGAAGACUGUGUUCUCUACAGCACACUUCGAAAACUGGACAUGUGAAAAUAAACCAGGAAGAUAUCUUGCUUCAUAAACUGUGGACCAAUGCUGGUUAUUCAGUGUAAAUUUGAACAUUUCUUUUGAAUGUGUGAGCAUUUUCUGAGUUUUUUCUUGAACAACAGAUUGUCUGCAAAGUAAGGCGGUAUGAACCAAAAAUUUCCUUCACUGGAUGAUACAUUUAAGAGUAUUUAUUAAAACCAGUGAACAUAAACUCUCCUCAUGAACUCAGGUCACAUGCUGUGCCUUUGUCACAUGACCAGGAUGACUGUGGUUAUUGGAGUCUGCAAAGAUGUACUCAGAAUGGAUCAUUCCUUUGGCAUUCUAUCAACAUUUACAUGCAUAACAGCUCAUGUCUUCAUAUUGUACACAAAGUAUUAUCAUGAUGUUGGUGCCUGAAAGCCAUUAUCAUUGCUGAAUGUAUUCGUUGGCCAAAUGUACUGGAGAAAUGGGCUUUAUAUGUAAUUCAAAGAUUAUUAUUAUUAUUUUUAUUAAUACUUGUAUAACAUUUACUAUUACAGACAUUCUUGUGCACAUUUUGUGAUUAUAUUAUGCUUAUUACUGAACUGAUCCCGUGUAGAGUGUAAACUCACAUAAUUUAAAUUUGUUCUUCACAUUCA